Mesitornis unicolor (brown roatelo) is the source of this 603-nucleotide messenger RNA. It is a transcript of the gene AANAT, whose product is annotated as aralkylamine N-acetyltransferase. The transcript is spliced from 3 exons. The coding region runs from base 1 to 603 and encodes 200 amino acids. The record is from RefSeq and is a predicted model, not a curated record. Gene Ontology annotation, biological process: circadian rhythm; melatonin biosynthetic process; response to light stimulus. Gene Ontology annotation, molecular function: aralkylamine N-acetyltransferase activity. Gene Ontology annotation, cellular component: cytoplasm. NCBI's taxonomy places the organism in Eukaryota, Metazoa, Chordata, Aves, Mesitornithiformes, Mesitornithidae.
AUGUUGGCGCUCAGCGCAUUGCCUUUCCUGAAGCCUGUUCACCUGAGGUCCCCCCGAAGCUCGCGCAGGGGCCAGCGCCGCAGUGAGUUUCGCUGCCUCAGCCCCGAGGAUGCCGUCAGCGUCUUCGAGAUCGAGCGGGAAGCCUUUAUAUCCGUCUCUGGGGACUGUCCUCUCCACCUGGACGAGAUCCGCCACUUUCUGAACCUGUGCCCGGAGCUGUCCCUCGGCUGGUUUGAGGAGGGGCGGCUGGUAGCGUUCAUCAUUGGCUCCCUCUGGGACCAGGACAGGCUCAGCCAGGCGGCGCUGACCCUGCACAAGCCACUGGGCACGGCCGUGCAUAUCCACGUCCUGGCUGUGCACCGCACCUUUCGGCAGCAGGGCAAGGGCUCCAUCCUGAUGUGGCGGUACCUGCAGUACCUGCGCUGCCUGCCCUUCGCCCGCCGCGCCCUGCUCAUGUGCGAAGAUUUCCUGGUGCCCUUCUACCAGAAGUGUGGUUUCGAGGCGCUGGGGCCCUGCCAGGUGACGGUGGGGGACAUGGCCUUCGUUGAGAUGCAGCAUCCCGUGCGGGGACACGCCUUCAUGCGCAGGAACAGUGGCUGCUGA